UGUAAUAUCACACUUCAUACAAAACACAAGUUGUGACAAUUAUUCGUAGUGAUAUUCAGAUUUUAAAAAAGUUCUGGCUUGAAAUUUGUAAUGAAAACUGAAGAAUAACCAAAUAUUUUGGAGACCAACUAAAGAUUAUUUUGAGAAACUCAGCAGGCUGGAAUCCUGUGGCUCAACCUGUCAGCAGCACUUGGUAUUUGAGUUCCCCAUUUUACAUUUGACCGCUCUAGCUUCAACACCGAUAAUACAGAAAUAAGGCUUAUAUCACUCAACAUGAUGCGCAUGUUCACCAGUUACACCAACACUGUGCAGCGCACUGCCAGGAUCAGCCACGUCCUGUGGGCCCGUAGCUACGCCAAGGAUGUAAAGUUCGGGCCGGAGGUGAGAGGCAUGAUGUUGCAGGGAGUGGACGUGCUGGCGGAUGCCGUGGCCGUGACCAUGGGACCAAAAGGACGCAACGUGAUCAUCGAGCAGAGCUGGGGAUCACCGAAGAUCACCAAGGACGGCGUGACGGUGGCCAAGUCGAUUGCCCUGAAGGACAAGUUCCAGAACAUCGGCGCCAAGCUGGUGCAGGAUGUGGCCAACAACACAAACGAGGAGGCGGGCGACGGCACCACCACGGCCACCGUUCUGGCCCGCGCCAUUGCCAAGGAGGGAUUCGAGAAGAUCUCCCGGGGUGCCAGUCCGGUGGAGAUCCGACGCGGAGUAAUGCUGGCCAUCGAGACGGUCAAGGACAACCUCCGCCGGCUGUCGCGGCCAGUUAACACGCCCGAGGAGAUCUGCCAGGUGGCCACCAUCUCUGCGAACGGCGACAAGUCGGUGGGAAACCUCAUCAGCGAGGCCAUCAAGAAGGUCGGACGAGACGGGGUUAUCACGGUCAAGGAUGGCAAGACACUGUGUGACGAACUGGAGGUGAUCGAGGGCAUGAAGUUUGACCGGGGCUACAUUUCGCCGUACUUCAUCAACACCUCCAAAGGAGCCAAGGUGGAGUUCCAGGACGCGCUGCUCCUCUUUUGCGAAAAGAAAAUCAAGUCGGCACCCAGCAUCGUGCCUGCCCUGGAGUUGGCCAACGCGCAGCGCAAGCCCUUGGUCAUUAUCGCAGAGGAUUUGGAGGCGGAGGCACUUAGCACCCUGGUGGUGAACCGCCUGAAGGUGGGCCUCCAAGUGUGCGCGGUGAAGGCGCCCGGUUUUGGAGACAAUCGCAAGGAGAAUCUGACGGACAUGGCCGUGGCCACCGGUGGCAUCGUCUUUGGCGACGAGGCCAAUCUGGUGCGGCUGGAGGACAUCAAGAUGAGCGACUUUGGGCGUGUCGGCGAGGUGGUGAUCACAAAGGACGAUACAAUGCUGCUCAAGGGCAAGGGCCAGAAGGCGGAUGUGGAGAAGAGAGUCGAGGGUCUGCGCGAGGCCAUCAAGGAGUCGACUUCCUCCUACGAAAAGGAGAAAAUGCAGGAGCGCCUGGCGCGCCUCUCCUCCGGCGUCGCCUUGCUGCGGGUGGGCGGUUCCAGUGACGUGGAGGUCAGCGAGAAGAAGGACCGAGUCAUCGACGCCCUGAAUGCAACCCGUGCUGCCGUGGAGGAGGGCAUCGUGCCCGGCGGCGGCACCGCCCUGCUGCGUUGCAUCCAGAAGCUGAACGACCUGAAGGGCGCCAACGAGGACCAAAACAUGGGCAUCGAGAUCAUACGGCGUGCACUGCGCAUGCCCUGCCUCACGAUUGCCAAGAACGCCGGCGUGGAUGGUGCAAUGGUGGUGGCCAAGGUGGAGAUCCUCGACGGCGACUAUGGCUACGAUGCGCUGAAGGGCGAGUACGGCAACAUGAUCGAGCGCGGCAUCAUCGAUCCCACCAAGGUGGUGCGCACCGCCAUCUCUGACGCAGCCGGAGUCGCCUCUCUGCUGACCACCGCCGAGGCUGUGGUGACGGAGUUGCCUUUGGAGGAGGCCGCCGCCGCUGGAGCGGCUGCUGGACUGGGAGCUCUCGGUGGCAUGGGCAUGGGCGGCAUGGGCAUGUAAUCCCCAAUGAACCUCGUUAUCACGAUUAUCCUUUCCUAAAUUCAAAACACAAAAACGCUAAUGGUUUGCCAGCCGAGCGGAUUGCUUUACACUUUUACCAUAAUUGAUGUUAAAUAAAUGUGAAAUUGAGAAUAUCGCAGUUAACAA
Molecule: messenger RNA, 2154 nt
Organism: Drosophila yakuba
Lineage: Eukaryota; Metazoa; Arthropoda; Insecta; Diptera; Drosophilidae
Gene: Hsp60C
Product: 60 kDa heat shock protein homolog 2, mitochondrial
Exons: 3
Coding region: 274-2007 (577 amino acids)
Biological process (GO): mitochondrial unfolded protein response; apoptotic mitochondrial changes; protein import into mitochondrial intermembrane space
Cellular component (GO): mitochondrial matrix; mitochondrial inner membrane
Molecular function (GO): ATP-dependent protein folding chaperone; ATP binding; protein-folding chaperone binding
Source: RefSeq, a predicted model, not a curated record